GGGCUGCGCUGGAGCCGGAGCCGGAGCCUUAGUGCUACCAUGUCCACGCAGAGACUGCGGAAUGAAGACUACCAGGACUACAGCUCCACUGAUGCGAGCCCGGAGGAGAGCUCCUCGGAAGGUCUGAGCAACUUCUCCCCCAGCUCCUACCAGCGUUUCGGGGAAAGCAACAGCACAACAUGGUUCCAGACCUUGAUCCACCUGUUAAAGAGCAACAUUGGCACUGGACUCCUGGGGCUGCCUCUGGCAGUGAAGAAUGCAGGCAUCUUGAUGGGUCCCCUCAGCCUGCUCGUAAUAGGCAUCGUGGCCGUGCACUGCAUGAGUCUCCUGGUGAAAUGUGCGCAUCACUUCUGCCUCAGACUGAACAAACCCUUUGUGGACUAUGGGGAUACUGUGAUGUAUGGACUGGAAUCCAGCCCCAGCUCCUGUCUCCGCAACCAUGCGCACUGGGGAAGGCACAUUGUGGACUUCUUCCUGAUUGUCACUCAGCUGGGAUUCUGCUGUGUCUAUUUUGUGUUUCUCGCUGACAACUUUAAACAGGUGGUAGAAGCAGCCAAUGGGACCACCAAUGACUGCCACAACAACGAGACAGUGGUUCUCACUCCCACCAUGGACUCACGACUCUACAUGCUCUCCUUGCUGCCCUUCCUGGUGCUGCUGGUCUUCAUCAGGAACCUCCGAGUCCUGUCCAUCUUCUCCCUGUUGGCCAAUGUCACCAUGCUGGUCAGCCUGGUCAUGAUCUACCAGUUCAUUGUCCAGAGGAUCCCAAACCCCAGCCACCUUCCCUUGGUGGCACCCUGGAAGACCUACCCUCUGUUCUUUGGUACAGCCAUUUUUGCAUUUGAAGGCAUCGGGAUGGUUCUGCCCCUUGAAAACAAAAUGAAAGAUCCCCAGAAAUUCCCACUUAUCCUAUACUUGGGAAUGGCCAUCAUCACUGCCCUCUACAUCAGCCUGGGGUGUCUGGGGUACCUGCAAUUUGGAGCUGAUAUCCAAGGCAGCAUAACCCUCAACAUGCCCAACUGCUGGUUGUACCAGUCUGUUAAGCUGCUCUACUCCAUUGGGAUCUUUUUCACCUAUGCUAUCCAGUUCUACGUCCCAGCUGAGAUCAUCGUCCCCUUCUUUGUGUCCCGAGCACCCGAGCAUUGUGAGUUAGUGGUAGACCUGUUCGUGCGCACGGUGCUGGUUUGCCUGACAUGCAUCUUGGCCAUCCUCAUCCCCCGCCUGGACCUGGUCAUCUCCCUGGUGGGCUCCGUGAGCAGCAGCGCCCUGGCCCUCAUCAUCCCACCCCUCCUGGAGAUUACCACCUACUACUCGGAGGGCAUGAGCCCCCUCACCAUCGCCAAGGACGCCCUGAUCAGCAUCCUGGGCUUCGUGGGCUUUGUGGUGGGGACCUAUGAGGCCCUCUAUGAGCUGAUCCAGCCAAGCCAAACUCCCAUCUUCAUCAACUCCACCAGUGCCUUUGUUGUGUCGUGAUCUGGGCAUUCUCUGCACCUGCCCACCCCACCCCUGUGUGUCCCCCCAGUACUUGGCCCCAGAGCUUCAGGCCAUCUUCCACCCUCGGCCCCCAACAAGCAGAAGGAG
Molecule: messenger RNA, 1581 nt
Organism: Cynocephalus volans (Philippine flying lemur)
Lineage: Eukaryota; Metazoa; Chordata; Mammalia; Dermoptera; Cynocephalidae
Gene: SLC36A1
Product: solute carrier family 36 member 1
Exons: 12
Coding region: 40-1473 (477 amino acids)
Biological process (GO): L-alanine transport; proton transmembrane transport; proline transmembrane transport
Molecular function (GO): amino acid:proton symporter activity; L-alanine transmembrane transporter activity; L-proline transmembrane transporter activity
Source: RefSeq, a predicted model, not a curated record